Messenger RNA from Echinococcus granulosus, 393 nucleotides. RefSeq lists its product as hypothetical. Bases 1 to 393 code for a protein of 130 amino acids. The transcript is spliced from 3 exons. The record is from RefSeq and is a predicted model, not a curated record. NCBI's taxonomy places the organism in Eukaryota, Metazoa, Platyhelminthes, Cestoda, Cyclophyllidea, Taeniidae.
AUGCACCAACCCAUCUGGACACUGGGCCACGGUCUGUGGAUUGCGACAACUGCAACCGCAUCACCACCCGCCAACCUAUUGGCACAACCAGCGUACACACCCAUCAACGCCAGAGCACAGUGCAAAGGAAACGCUCCACCCACGGCACGCCACGCCACGCCACGACAAGGGACGGCACUCCCCCUAGCCACUGCUAUUGGGCACAGUGAUAGUUUGCAAGCCGACGCUCGGACAGACGUGGCCACAGGCAAGCCUAUGGCCACAAUAUGCGUUCAAGAUGUCGAUGUUCAAAGCAGUCUGCGAUUCACAUUAAUUCACACAGUUGGCUGCACUCUUCAUCGACGUACGAGACAAACUGCCAACCGCACAGCUUACAAGGAGCAGCAGUCCUGA